Molecule: messenger RNA, 1069 nt
Organism: Paramecium sonneborni
Lineage: Eukaryota; Ciliophora; Oligohymenophorea; Peniculida; Parameciidae
Source: the annotation of a GenBank genome assembly
AUGUAAAAGAAGAGAGAGAAAUUUAGAAUUGAAACAAGAAGGAAUGAUCUUGAACGAUGUUUUAAAUAAAAAAGAGAAAUCUAAGAAUCAGGUGUAAUAAUAACAAUAGGAGAUUAUUGCUAUAAUUCUGAUAAUUUGUUAGGAAAGGGAUCUUAUUGUUAAGUAUAUGCAGGUUGGAAAGUAUUUAGCAGAUUUAAUGAUUUAGUAUUAGAAUAAGAAUAAGAAGGUGGCAAUAAGAGUAAUGGUUGGGAAUGAUCGUGUAGAUUAGGAAAUAGAAUUGUAGAAAAGUUUAAAAUCUAAGAAUAUAGCAAGGAUUUACGAUGAUGUAAAAAUUGAAGAUAAACAUUAUAUAAUAAUGGAAUUAUGUGAUGGUAGAUAACUAUCUUAAAUUUGAGAGUCUUUAAGCAAGCGAUAUUAAGAAUUUAAUAGGAAGGAGGCAAUAUAGUAUUUUUAGCAAAUUUUAGAUGGUUUGGAAGAAUUGGAGAAACAUAACAUAAUACAUAGAGAUUUGAAAUUGGACAAUAUAUUAUUGAAAAAGAAAUAAGUAAUGAUAAUAGUGAUGUAAAUAGAUAAAGAUAAUUGAUUUUGGAUUUGCUAAGAAUUUGAUAGAUAAUGGAUUGGGAACUGAAUCAGUAAAAUGUGGAACUCCAGAAACCAUGGCACCAGAAGUUCAUAAAUGUAAUAAACGAACAAUUUAUAGUGAUAAAUAAGAUGUUUGGGCUUUGGGAAUAAUUUUACACUAAUUAUUUUAUAAAAUUCAUCCUUUCGAAUCAUUAGAAUGUUUAUUGUAAAGUUUAUUAUAUAAAAAUUUAGGGAAAAUAAACGAAGAGAUAUUUAAGAAGAAGAGGAUCUAGUAGUUAAUGAUUUUAUCAAUAAAUGUUUGACAGAGGAUGAUUAAAGAAUGUCAAUAAAAGAAGCAUUAUAACAUCGGAUUCGUAAAUAUCGUAUUGCUUUGGAUCCAGAUGAUUAAAAAACACUCUUUAGCUAAAUAAAAGAUUGUGUCUAAAACAAACUAGAAAGUUUGACUCAUUAUUGGUAUGAAACAGUAAGGGGUUACUUAAUUAAAUGA